Mangifera indica (mango) is the source of this 446-nucleotide messenger RNA. RefSeq names its product gibberellin-regulated protein 12-like. NCBI's taxonomy places the organism in Eukaryota, Viridiplantae, Streptophyta, Magnoliopsida, Sapindales, Anacardiaceae. The record is from RefSeq and is a predicted model, not a curated record. Bases 41 to 334 code for a protein of 97 amino acids. The transcript has 3 exons.
UAUACGUUACAUUAUAUACUUUUCAAGUAUAGAGGAAAACAUGGCAAGGCUCUCCUUAUUUUUGGUUUCCUUUCUUCUUCUCCUUAGCUUUGUCUUUGCCAAAGAAGCCUAUAUUCGCCCAAACGGCGGGGAAGGAUCGCUGAAGCCUGAAGAGUGUGCAGCGGCUUGUGACUACAGGUGCUCGGCAACUUCACACAGAAAGCCGUGCUUGUUCUUCUGCAACAAGUGUUGCCAAAAGUGCCUCUGUGUUCCUUCUGGCACUUCUGGGAACAAAGGGGAAUGUCCUUGCUACGAUAACUGGAAAACCAAGGAAGGUGGACCCAAGUGUCCUUGAAUUUAUGCAUUAUGUAUUCUUCAAUAACAAUCUAAUUUUUUUUCUAGGAGAAAUGUGCGUACGAAGAACCAAAACAUCAUAUCUUAAAUAAAAUUGUGUUUUUUCCUUUCAA